Molecule: messenger RNA, 541 nt
Organism: Neurospora tetrasperma FGSC 2508
Lineage: Eukaryota; Fungi; Ascomycota; Sordariomycetes; Sordariales; Sordariaceae
Exons: 3
Coding region: 1-405 (134 amino acids)
Biological process (GO): autophagosome assembly; protein folding in endoplasmic reticulum
Cellular component (GO): EMC complex; endoplasmic reticulum; membrane
Source: RefSeq, a predicted model, not a curated record
AUGCUAUCCGAACGAGACUUCCAAAUUUCGCCCAUCGUGCAGGAGAGCGUGAUGCACAACUCCAAGGCCCUCCAAAACCUCCAAUCCCUCUCCGCCUCCCUCUUCGGCAUCUCCGCCGGCAUCCUCGGUCUCGAAUCCUACUCUGGCUUCCUCUUCUACCUCUUUUUUUCGUUGCUCACUUCCUUUCUCAUCUACCUCGUCCGCGUCGCCCCUUUGUCGUCACCAAAAGAGUACAAAGAUAAUAAAGGCACAGGCAACGGACUGGGGAGCGGGGGCUUAGUUUUGUCAGGCUGGGCGGAGGAGGGAAAGGGGGGUGGAAGGGAAGGGGAGAAGAGGAGGGUAGAGGGUUGGAGGUGGGAUGUGGGAGAUGGGAGAUGGGAUGUGGUCAUGUGUGGAAAGACGUAAGAGGGAGGAAAAAGAGGAGGAAUGAAAGACAGUGUUUGGCUGAGGACGACAUGGGAAACUGCUACGUGUGUUUUGACGACGUGGAAUGCGGAAGCACGAUAGGCAGAGGAAUAACGAACAUGAUGUUUUGGAUGGC